GUUGUGAUGAUUUUCACUUUACCUUUUGUUGCUUUGCUGCUCAGAAAGGAUAGACAGCAAUAUGAGUCUUGGAGCAGCAGCAGUUAUCUUUAUUCUCUUUGUAUCUGCGAAUGCAUUUACUGCAAGGAAGAAAGCUCCUUUGUAUGGCUCUCACCUGAACACAGCAGUUAAUGGGCACUAUAUUGUUGUUUUCAAUGAAGAUACUCUGGACAGUGAAAUUAAAACUCACCAUGAAGACCUCUCUUUGAUGCUCAGUUAUUUGAAUAAAACUUCAGCUGGAACUGUUAGCAAAUUUGAGAUCGGAUCAUUUAAAGGUUAUUCAGCAUCACUUGAGGAAAAAGCUCUUGAACAUGUACGUCAGUUAAAAGAAGUGAAGUACAUUGAAGCUGAUCAGGUUGUAAAGACACUUGAUUCUUGUACUGAACAGUCUGGAGCCACAUGGGGAUUGGUGCGUACUUGCUCACAGGACAUGUCCUCAUCUAGUUACUAUUAUAAUCCAAACUGUGCCGGAAGUGGAGUAGAUGUAUACAUUAUUGAUACUGGUAUCGAAGUGUAUCAUUCUGAUUUUGAUGGGCGCUCAGAGUGGGGCAGUGAUUUUGUUGAUUCUGGUAAUUCUCCAGGUACCGAUCUAAAUGGACACGGGACCCAUUGUGCUGGAACUGUAAUGUCCAGUACUUGGGGAUUAGCAAAGAAAGCAACUUCAGUUGCUGUGAGAGUCUUAGAUGCUGAUGGAUCUGGAUAUGUGAGUGGUGUUGUGUCUGGUAUCAGCUGGGUUGCAGAGCAGCAUCAAAGCAGAGGAAGAAAAUCAGUUGCAAAUUUGUCAUUAGGAGGUGGUUACUCCAGUACUCUUAACGAAGCUGUAGAUGCUGCAGUCUCAGCAGGUGUUCAUAUGGUGGUAGCAGCUGGCAAUGAAUUAACUGAUGCAUGUUAUCGCUCGCCAGCAUCAACACAAUACGGUAUUACAGUAGCUGCUAGUGAUAGUGCUAAUGAUUUUGCAUAUUUCAGUAACUAUGGCACAUGUGUUGACAUCAUUGCCCCUGGUGUGUAUAUAUCAUCUACAUGGCUUAAUGGAGGAUCAGCUAGUCUCAGUGGUACUUCAAUGGCAGCUCCUCACGUGGCUGGUGUGGUUGCUAAGAUUCUGUCCUGCACUGAUUACUCACCAUCUGAAAUGAAGCAAUAUCUUCAAAAAAUUGGUGCUUAUAAUGCUGUUGAAGGAGUUCCUUACAACACUCCAAAUAUUCUGCUCUACAAAGAAUGCAGCAAUUGAGAACAGUCUAUAUUGACAAUUUUGAUGUUAUGUAAUGUUUAAUAAUGCAUUUCUUUAUAUUGUUGAGUUGUAAUAAAUGCAGAGUAAUCAGUGCUGAUUGCAUGUAGAUAUCAUGAAUAAUGUGAAUAUUAAGGAAA
Amphimedon queenslandica is the source of this 1404-nucleotide messenger RNA. Its product is annotated as proteinase T-like. The coding region runs from base 62 to 1267 and encodes 401 amino acids. Gene Ontology annotation, biological process: proteolysis. The transcript is spliced from 16 exons. Gene Ontology annotation, molecular function: serine-type endopeptidase activity. The record is from RefSeq and is a predicted model, not a curated record. NCBI's taxonomy places the organism in Eukaryota, Metazoa, Porifera, Demospongiae, Haplosclerida, Niphatidae.